This is a messenger RNA of Pyricularia pennisetigena, 306 nucleotides long. RefSeq lists its product as uncharacterized. Bases 1 to 306 code for a protein of 101 amino acids. The record is from RefSeq and is a predicted model, not a curated record. The transcript has 2 exons. Lineage: Eukaryota; Fungi; Ascomycota; Sordariomycetes; Magnaporthales; Pyriculariaceae.
AUGCAUCUCCGCCCAGCCAUCCUCACUCUCCGGCCUCGGCGCCAGCGCAUCCGUGCCGCCGACUACGCGUACCUCAAGACCAAACGGCUACGAGAUCCUCAACAACCUCUGGGGCAUCGACGCGGCGACGGGCGGCGGCUCGCAGUGCACCUGCUACAACGGCGUCGUGGGCGCGGCGGUGGUUUUCAGCUCGGACUAGAACGUGGCGCGGCGACGACAACACGAAUCAAGAGCUACGUCUACGCCAACCGCGUCUUCGAUCGGAGGCUGGUCGGCGACAUCAGGAGCCUAACGACCUCGGUGUAG